GCAGGUGUCGCCAAAGCUUCACGUUGAGCGCGGCUGUCAGCAGCAUGUACUGUACAGUAGGGCAGCUGAGCUUUAUUUUGCUUCCCAGACUGGAAACCACUGUAGUGCAGUUGGACUUGACGUCUAGCAACACAACAUCACAGACUUUAAGCAAGCAGACACGGCGACUUAGCACGUUAGCGACUGCAUUUACAGCCGUGGUGCCAGUGUGAGAGCGCCUCAGUGCCUCGUGCUGAGUUUGGGACUGCAGCAACGGGACAAAAGACAUAAACGAGGGAGGACGGGAGUCAAAGAAACACGGGAACAAGCCUGCAAAAACGCUCAGAGAAUCGGAGGAGACGGCAUGUUGAUUAGAGCUGAGUUUAAGAGAGAAUCCUGACUGUGGGGGAGACGGAGGCAGACAGAGAGACUGAGAAAUAAAUAGAUUUGAAGCUCACAGACACAAAAGAGGCUGAGAAGCUCACCUGCAUCCAGACAGGUUGAAAAAUUGAUAGACAGACAAGAAUUCAUGGUGCUGGCCAUGGCUGUAGGCCUGCUGCUGGGAGGAUAGAGUUCAGAUCAACCACAUCCACACUGCAACUUCCUAAACCUUCAUCCAUCCUCUUUUAACCUGACCUGAAGUCAGUGUCUCAGACCCAAGACCCCUCCAUCUCCUCCUUUUGUGCCCCUCUUCCUCUUAGCCAUCACCACAUUGCCCAGGUCCUGCAGUAGCAAAACUGUCAAAAGACAGUUAUAUAAUCGCACAGACUAGAUAACCAGUCAGCUGUGUACUUAGAGUGACUGUGCGACAGUCGCCUGUUGCAGAAUUGGACAGACAGCGGCCUUUUAUUCACGCACAUGGACUGUUGAUGAAGAAAGAUGGCAGUGAGACUGGCAGGCGCCGUCCCUUCCUCUCGGCCACCCUCCCUCCCUCCAGCGGCCGUGGCUCGGACCGGUUAAGGUUUGUCUGUUGGCAUCCAUCGCAGCAUCGGCAGCAGCUGGCAGAGCGCGGGAAGGAGCAGUAUGCAGGAAACUGACUUACCGGCCACAAAUGCCUUUAAAGAGUGCAAGUUCCACUGCACCAAUGGGAAUUGUUUGCGUCUGGGCUCGCUGAUCUGCAACCAGCUGAAUAACUGUGGGGACAACAGCGAUGAGGAGAACUGCCCCGUGGUCACCCAGCACCCUCCACCGGGCAUCUUCAACUCUGAACUGGAGUUUGUUCAGAUCGUCAUCAUCAUCGUGGUGAUGACAGUGAUGGUGGUGGUGAUCAUCUGCUUGCUCAACCACUACAAGCUCUCCACCUGGUCCUUCAUAACAAGGCAGAGCCAGGCCCGCAGGCACGACCAUGCCCUGCAGCAGGAUGGGUGUCUGUGGCCUUCAGACAGCAGCUCUCGACAAGGUGCCUCGGAGGUAUUAUAUGCUCCCCAGGCCAGGGAUCGCUUCACCGCUCCCUCCUUCAUGCAGCGCGACCGAUUCAGCCGCUUCCAGCCCACCUACCCCUACCUGCAGCACCAGAUCGACCUGCCACCCACCAUCUCGCUGUCGGACGGUGAGGAGCCCCCGCCGUACCAGGGUCCCUGCACCCUGCAGCUUCGUGACCCCGAGCAGCAGAUGGAGCUCAACCGCGAGUCGGUGAGGGCACCGCCCAACCGGACCAUCUACGACAGUGACUUGAUCGACAUGGGAGGAGGCGGGGGCCUUGGAGGGGUGGGGGGUGGAGGGGGAGGAAUGGGAGGAGGCGGGCCGAGGCCGCCAAGCAGUAACUCGGGCAUCAGUGCGGCCAACUCCAGCAGCCACGGGCGCAUGGAGGGCCCCCCGCCAGCGUACAGCGAGGUGAUGGGCCACUACCCCGGCUCAGCUUUCUUUCUACACCAGCACAGCAAUAACCAGAGGGUGGGGGGGCCGGGGAGCAGGACGAUCCAGCAGCAGAGCCAAUCAGAAAGCACAAUAGUACCUGCCAAGGCCAAGGACGGCCAACCGGAGGACCUGGUGUGAAGAAAAAGGGUAGGGGGGCAGGCGGGGCUACCCACCCCUGACUGAAAGCUGUCUCUCCUCUUCACCCCUGAUCACCUGUAAGCAGUGGUCUCUCUAUCGCGCGCUCUCUCUCUGUCUCUCUCAUGUCCUCUCUCCACACUCCCAUGCACAAAUAAAUAUCAACCUUAGCUACAACAAAACAAGGAAAGAGGAACCAAGAGUUGAUUUUUCUGUUUCUUUCCAAUGUUAGUCAUUCAAACAGCUAGCACUGCUGGGGCAGGAUGUAUGCACUGCGUGGAGAGUUUUGUUUUUGUUUUUUUUCCUCUACAUGAGAAAGAAACAUACUGCUAGCACAGAUUGAAACGAUUUGCUUUUUCGUCCCCUCGGGUGACGUGCUCUGUCCCCGGGAACUGAGGAUGAUGUUUUUUUUUCUUUUUUGUUUCUUUUUUCGGACCGGGAUCUGUGCACAAAGCGAGAACUGAGAAUCAAGGACUUAACAGAGAACACAACAAAAACAAGAGACUCACAAACCCAAAUCUUAGUGCCAAGGUUCACAAGGAAGCAAAGCAAAGGGGGGAAGAAAUGACUCGUUCUAACAUUCAAAACACAAAAAAGAAAAGUUAUCUAAAAGUUGCACUAUCUUUUUGUUGUAAAAGAGAAGAGGGAAAUUAUGCUAUGUGAUGAUAAUGAUGUGUUUGUUUUUUCUCUCUCUUUUUUUUCGUCCUUUUCAUGAAUGGACUGACUGACUGAACUUUGCCUCCAAAGUUGUUUAAACAGUUGGGAGCAAAAAAAAAAAAAAAAAGUAUUAUAAGCUUAUGUCCUUCCUUUUUUUGAAAACAGCAAGAAAUACUCGUACCCAGCCUACAACAUCUCUGUCUGCUUACACCACAGGCACAGUGAGACUUAGUAAGAGAAUAACCCUGUACUGCUCACGUCUGUGAGAAAGAAAUCUGCCUGGUGAUCAGCUGCUGGGUGGACAAAACAUUUCUCACUUCCUCUGGUAGUUUGUUACAAGAUUUAUAGAUAGGUUUCCAAAACCAGAGUAGUUCUUAAACUCUUUGAAAGAUGAGAGCUGCUUGGCAAGAUCCAACAUGCUCCAUACUAACAGAUCUGGCCAGGUGGUUGGAUAUCAAGUUAACCAAGAAUAACAUAACUCCAUAACAAAAGGAAAGCAUAUCUAACUGUCCAUCCAGCAGCAUGGUCACAGCAGAUUCUUCACUUUUCAACUCUGUCCCAACCUCUGAGCACCUGACACUUCCUCUUUCCUGUUUCCUGCGUCCAUAGCCCCCUCCCCACCCCACCUCCUCCUCUCCUCUCACCGCUCAUCUCGACAUGCACAGUUCAUUCUGCCAACAGCCACACUGAACACGAACCCCGGCGCCAUGACAACGAAAACACACAACAAAAAAAGAAGGCUCAGCUCUCCGUCUUCACGUUUCUAAAGCCACAAAAAAGAAAAAGAAAAAAAAAACACAGGACGACACAAAGUGAAGAUUCCUGUCUGCAUCCGCCAGCACAGCGAUCAGGUUUUAAACGAAAACUGUCUGUGGUCGAAGUCAAAGGGCUAUGGGAGGGUCCUUUUUGUAAAAGAAAACCUUUUUGAAAAUUGAGCCUUUUUCUCUGCUCAUCGUUGCCUUCUCCUCUGCUCUUGCGCUUUCUCUGUCUCUCUAUCUUGUUUGCAUUCAACACCAGUGCCCCCCCUCCUCCCUCUCUCUAACCCCCAUCCCAGCUUGUUAACAGUGUCUCUGGUCACUGUUCAUCAUCCCUCCUUCCAUCCGUGUGCAGAAAAAGUGCGUUCAAAUGAUGCAGAGUCCGCCAAGCCCUUUAAAGUGGAGACUGGAGUGGAGCCCUUGUUUGGCAGUGUGCUAGUGCAGUCCUUUCCUCCCUCUGUGUGUGUGAGUGUGUGUGUGUGUGUGUGUGUGUAAGUGUGUGUGUGAGUGCAUGUGUGUGUGUGUUUUUGUUGGUCAGACCUUUUAAAACACAGAAAGGCACUUAAUGUUCCUGCAGGAGCAUUGUGUGUGUGUGUCUGUGUGUGUGUGUGUGUCUGUGUGUCUGCGUUUAUGCGAGUGAUUUAUUAAUCAACUGCUUUGUCUGAGUUUAAGGAUUCAAGGACAUGUUACUUAUUUGGCACUGUCCGUAUUAACACAUCAUUAAUUAAGCAUUCAUUAAAUCCAGUGAUGCAUGAUGGGUAUUAUUCUGUAGCAGAAGCGACCUCACUGUAAAAGCCCAACGAAUGUGCAUGCCACAGUCCACUCCACAGGUUCCAUUAAAGCGACACAAGGAAAACUCCACCUUUCUUAAUAAUGGUGAUUCAGUAGAUUCACACACUCAGAAUGUCCACAAAGCGUGUGUUGUGGCUGGAGUUUAGAUGGACACUGUUGUCCCUCAGUGCAAUGCACCAAGAAAAUAGAGGAGCUGCUCAUUGCUGCAAAAUGUUAAACAGUGGAUGGUAGUGAGACAGCUCAAGGAAGAUCUGAGGAAACAUUAAGUACUAAAUCUUUGGAAAACAGUUUGUUUCUCUUUGGUGAGAUUAGAAGAUAAGGCUGGUGUUAUUCCAUAUGUGUUUUAUUGUCAACAAAUCCCAUGAAAAGACCAAAACCUACAGUGUGUUACUUUGUCUCUAUACAACAAAAAAUUCUUGACUCAUUGUCCACUUGCUCUUUUUUUCCGAAGCUGGUGUUUGGCAUGGGACGUUAAUCCCCUAAACCCAAUGGUGAAGGCUAUCUUUGAACAGAGGAAAGGCAUAAGAAUUUUUCCCCUCAUAUAUUCUGCUGUGUUCUGUACUUGGGUCAAAUUUUAACAACUGAGCUAAACUGAGAAAACGUUAUUAAAACUUUAUCUGUUAAGUGAGACCGAGAUAGGUAGCAAAAAGCUGCGGAAAAAAAUACUAAAUGGACCUUGAGUUAAUUUUUCUUUGUCAAGAACAAACCAUAAGGCUGAGAAACUGCAUUCAUUCUUAAUCGGUUAAGUCGAUAGCCCCUUUUACACUACCUGUUCAAGGCGGGAAUAUCGCACCAUUAUGCUACUUCACUGUUUAGUGUUAAAGGUACGAUUGCAGAAUUGGGAAACAGAGUUGUCUCACCUUUAAGCCGACAGAGAAGGUAGUAACAGCGCAGAAUCAAGGUCUGUGAAAAAGGAACAGCCAGCAGGACGGGAACAAGGACGAGGUGGGUGUGACAUUUUGAUGAUGUAUUAUGUGGGUGACCCACCACCAGAAGAUUUAAAAAGCAACUAGAAACAGUUAGCAGCUAACUCAAAGAAGAAGACAAGCAGUUGAAAAUGACCACAAAUUGGGAAAACAAUGAGGUCCUUACCCUUGGAGUAGAGAACGAGAUCAGUCGCCAUAUAAAAGGGACACUAAAUGAUUGUUACUGCCAUGUUAUGCCAUUGUUAUUGUUUACAAAGCGCUGCUGACAUGUAAGUUAUAUGUCACACCAGAGGCCAACUCUUGUUUUGGUAAUUGUCACACCUCUUUAGCUUCUGGGAUGCCGGCAUGCUGACUAAAAUUGCGCACUGGGGCAGCAUGAUGCCAUAGUUGUUUGGUUCUGGGUAAAAAUACAAAGGCGGCAUAAAGAAGGGAUUUCGUAGAGGCCCUACAACACGAUUUCUGUGUAAAAAGGGCUACUGUUAUCAUAAAACAGCUGGGCAGUGUAUUUUUUUUAUUUUUUUUUUAAACAUUACUCAAACAGGAGAAAAUGGUGCAUUUGUUGGGGACUACAUUCCGUGGUGGAUUAAUACAUGAUUGCUGCUCUAGUGGUUAUUUGGGGCACCUGGGCAGUGUAUGUGUAUUGAGUCAAAAAAUACUACGGUGUCUGCAUGCUAAUGGUAAUGAAGGAACAUGUCAGCUAGUGCAACAGUGUGACUUAUUAAUGGUGCCCUAUGUCACAGAGGAACAUAUGUCAAGCCUUGAUACACACAUAACACUUGUUCGUAGCUACAUUUAUUGUUGGUUUGGGUCUUUUGUUGGAUUUGAUGGUAAAAACAAAAAUAUGGAAUAUCACCAGACUUAUAUCUUAAUUGGCAGCAGCAUUCCAAAGUUCAUUUUGCAGUCUGAUUGAUCUAUUAGCACACAUUUUUAUUACUUCCUGGUAGGACAAACAGAAACAAGUAAGGAAAGUUCAUUGAUUUCUUUAAUACUAAUUACAAAAACAAUACACUGUAACAAUAUACAACAUACUACAUACUAUAGGAUUGGGAUAUUUUUAAUGCUCUAAUUAAAUAUUUUGACUCAUGAUUUUUAGGGACUAAUGUCUUCUACACUUUGAACCAUCCAGUUAUCCUCUGCUGGCACUAGUUGCAGCCAGUGUGAAGUUGCCUAAUGCAGCAUUAAUGAGUAUUUGAAGGUAUCAUGUAAUGCUAAUGCAGCAAAGAGGCCUUAUGCUGAGCUGAAUUCCAGUUGAAACAUUAGACUGUGAACCUGGAAGUGUUCCUGAAGAUGAGAAAGAACUAAGUGAACAGUCCCCUCUUUGUGCACUUAGAGCUCAUAUCUGACUUUACACCAUUCAGUUGGAGAAAAAAACAUUUUCGGGACAGUUUGAACGAAAGCCUUUUGAUUCUGUUAGCAUGAGUGAAUGUGCGCACAUGUCCCAGUUGUGUGUUUCUGGUCAGUGUGUCCAUCUGGCUCUACAGUUUGUGUGUGUGUGUGUGUGUGUGUGUGUGUGUGUGUGUGUGUGUUACUACAUCGCUGCUGCUAUUGCUGUUGCUGCUACUGCUAAUAUUGUUGCUACUGCUGCUUCUCAUGCCCCCCCACCCCCGUCCUCUGUCCUUCUGUCCAUCCUGUCCCCUCAACUCAUCCAAAAACUAGAAGGAGAGAAAUCUGACCCUCUGCAGUCAAAAGCACAAGUAUUGAGACAAACCAUGGUCUUGUUUCCUGUAAGAUCCAUAUUAACAUUUUGUUACGCAGAAACCUGGGCGAGUCCGUCGGGAAAUUGAUUGUCCCAACACUUCAGCCUUUGACUGUACAGACCUGCUUCAAACCCGCAUUUCUUUCCUCUUUUCCUUCCUUCUUUCUGUUGUUUUCUCGCCUUGUUCUGUCUGCGCAGUCAUAGCUUGUAAAUUGAGGAUAUAAAGAUGAAUUUUAUGUUUUCUACAAGGAGGUUUGCAUGUUACUAUUAUGUGAGUAAAUAAGGUGCCUAAUGUUCAUGUUUGAGCAGACCACACCUGAGUCAAACUGCUGCUUGGAAUCCUUACAGGUGCUUUAUAUCGGGCUGACCGCCUGUCUGGCCGAGUGGAACAGAAAUGUGAGAAAAGGUUUGCCAAAAAAUUAUUAUUUUUGUCUUUUUAUAAAGUCGUGGACAGAUGUUACAGUGGUGACUUGCUUUUGGGAGUCUGGUCUGUGUUUAUUAUUCAGCUCUUGAGCUCCUGUUUGAUUACAGACUGAUCCCGCGGUGAUUGAAGUGGACAAAAACCACAUUUAAUCCAAGCUCUACAUGAAAGUUAGAUUUGGUGACCACAGGACCAGCAGUGUGCCUGUUUCCAUGUCAGCAAAACACCGGCUGCCCCUUCAAACUGCAGCCAUACCUUGACUAUUUUUAGCCUACUAGUGGACCGGCAAUGUUCAGCCUGCUUGCUUCCAUUGUGCCAGACAGGAGCGGUCACUCCCGGCAAAGCAGCUGAGGCUAUUUCAACCAGUAAUUUGACCAGUGUGUGGAGCAGACAUAGGAACCCACUUGCACUCAAAAAGCUCCCACCUUCGUUGUGCCUCACUUCCAACGGUGCUUUUUUCAGUAGUCUGUCUUUCUUUGUUUGUUUGUAAGGUGCUGUAUAUAACUUGAAUAUAUUAUGCACAUAUCCUACCCAAUGGGUAGAAACCACAAAAAAAUGUUGUGAAUAAUGUAAUAUAAUGUAUAGACAAUAUAAGAAUUUUAAGAAGGCAACAUCAAAUUUGUAAAUGCCUACAGUUAAAAAUGUGCUUUGUCUUUUUUUUUUAUGAGAAAACAUGGUUUGCAAAGUAUGCUUAGAAUAUGGUUGCAACACAAAUACAAAUUACUACUUAUAAUAUUUUGCUAUAAAUAAUAGUCUGUUAUGAUAAGGAUGAGAUAACCUCUGUAUAAGGAAGUUGUUGAGAAAGGAUAUUAUUCACUUGUUUAUUGGAUUCCUCAUCUAAGAACAAGCUUUCACAGUGCUUGCCAUCAUUUGGGUACCGGCUGGUGGUUUUAUUUUCACCGCAAUCGACUAACAAAUGUAUAGUUCUAUUCCACAGAUCUUUUAAGAAAACUAAAAAUCGCACACUCAUCAGUCGCUGUUUAUGCCACGACUUCAGCCGGGCUCCGGUUGGAUUUCUACUCGCUUUGUAAAUUCUUGAACAAAAAGCCGAAGCUGUCUAGUUUGGGAGACGCGUCACAUGACCACUGCACAUGAGAGCCGUCAGCACUUCCAAAUAUGGAAGGAUAUGUGUCUGUACUCAUAGAUCUUAACAACAUUUUAGUUAUUUUCAGCUGUAAUUUUGUAUAUCUGCCAAAGUAUAAAUCUGUGGAGCACACUCAGCACUGCUAUAGGUCUGGCUGGAUGUCGUGUUCCAGUUAAAGCAUUUCAGCUCCGUUACAGGAGGAUCACUGACUUGUGAUUGCAUUAAAGGAGCUGUAAGCGACAUUCAGGACAUUAAUAAAGCAGCAAAGUUCUAUUUGUUAUGUAAAGAUAAAGUGGAGUAAUGACAUCCUGAGCAGAGAAUGAAGUCAGGCUACCUCUGUGUGUGUUGUAAUGGAGCUUCCCUGUGGGUUGUUGUGCCGGCCACGCGUGCAUGAUAGUGCACGUGAAUCCCCGUGAGUGUAUCCCACUGGCUAGCUAACUGCAACCGCUCUGCACUGCGCUCAUAUGAUGGUUACUGCUGAUAUUUGGACGGCAUCGUGGCGGAAGCGUAGCGCCCACCCUCUGGUUUCCCCUGGUUAACACCAUUGGCUCUGUCAGCACCGUUUGUGAAGUUAGCACUGUUAGCUGCCAGCCACUGUCUCAGCCACCUCCAUGUUGAGAACAGUGUGCAGGCUAUCCUACCCAAGGCUCUGAAUCAUAGAUAUGCUCUGAAUGUCGCAUAUAGCUCCUUUAACGUUAAACAGGAAGAGUGUAAAACAUUCAAGGAAAACUGGUCAUUCCCUUUUUGGUCAAGAUUAGAAAGUUGCUUCAGUGUGGAAUGAGUGAAAAAUGCCGUUAAAACUGUCAUUUAACUUUUCUCUCUUUAUUAUUAUUAUUAUUUUUUUUAUUUUCUAUAUUACAAUGUUAUAUGUGGCACAGUAUAUUGACACAAAAGUCAUGUUUAAUCUGCAGUCAUUUAUUUACAGUAUGUACUGAAAAUAACUCCACUGUACAAUAACCGCAGAGCAUGUUCAUUCUUAUCUAUAGACAAUGUACAUAGCAACGCGCCAUUUUCUCUUCAAAGCACCAAAUAAGUGGCAGUUGUAUAGUUUUAAUUUGGAAAAGUCUCUAUUGUAACUUUGGUUGGAGCGCCGCUCAGCUCUCCUUCUUCUUAAAGGAAGACUUCAACCCCCAAAUGACCAUGUGUGUAUCAGUAACUCACCCUGUGUUACAUUGAAUUUGUAAAGAAAACUUAGUUUUUCUCACAUGCUUCCACAGUGAACGAAGAAUCCCAAAACUGAGAAAAAUUUAGACAAAUUUCAGUCACAGAGGUCCACAUUUAACAACAGACAAACUAUAGCAAAACAUCUGUUUACAAACUGUCACACAACUUGUGCAGUAUAAAUCAAAUCUGGUUUAUCCAGCUGUUGGCUCAGUACUUCCCAAACAGCCCUUUCUGAUGGGGAACUGAACAGAAAUUGAAACUUAUCUAUGCUCUCUUCAAAGCCAGACUCCAUUGGGAAAAAAAAAAAAAACAGUCAUUUUACCUCACUGAACACAGAAGCUGCUGGUCUCUCGCUCCCUUGAUCUGUCAGUUUGUUUGUGUAACUGUGUGACUUUGCUGAAUCCAAACUCACUCUUUCAGAUACAAAAGCCACACAGUAACACAAACAAACUGACUAAUCGAGGCUGCGGUAGAGUAGCAGGUUCCUUGUUCAGCAAGGUAAAAUAAAUGCUUUUCUUAAUGGCUUAGAAGGCAGCAUAGAUAAGGUUCAUUUUAAGCUCAGUUCUCUAUCGUAGAGGACUGUCCAUUUGGGAAGUACUGAGCAUAUGACUGAAUAAAUAAGACUUGGAUCAUACUUCACGAGUUGUGUGAGAUUUUUUAAACCCGAUGUUAUGAUAUAGUUUUGCUGUUGUCAAACAUGGACCCCCAUGACUUUAAUUCAUCAAUUAUUUCCUGCAUUUUUGGAUUCUUCAUUCAGUGGAGGCAUGCAAGAUGCAACGGAACACAGGAUGAGUAAUUGAUAUACAAAUUGUCAUAUGGAAAAUGAAGUAUUCACUUAAUAGACCUUUAUUUUCAUUUCCUGCACUAGCUUGAAGAACUAACUGGGGCUCAGACUGAUUUUUCUUUGACUUCUCCCCCCUGCAGCGCGCUCCCUCUUUCCACUUAUCAGAAGUCUGUACUCAACUGCUGACAACAAGUAGCUGUUUUUAUCGUUCCAGAUUUUAAUAAUAAUGAUAAUAAUAACAAUGAUAACGUCUCAACAGUUUGGUAUUCUCUCUGUCUUGACAGUUACCAUAGGACUGCUUCCAUCAUGGGUUUUGUAACAUCAGUUUGCUUUAUUUACAAAAUGAAUCCUUCUCGUUCCCCCCUCCCCCCUCUGUGCUGAAAUCUAGAUAUAUAUGACUGUAUCCAGUAACCAUACAGUACAUAUAUAUCCAAACGCAGAGGUAAAAUUGUUGUGUAUUUUUGCCUCUUUUUAUUUAAGCAAUUGUGAUGUAAUAGGUUUUAGGCCUAAGGUCUGUUAUUGCAAUACUUUUACAGAAAAAAAGAAAAAAAAUCAAAAAAUGUUGCUCUAAGUGCUGUUGUAGUCAAAGAUUUUAUGCUUGUACUUAUGCUGUAGUCAAACUGCAGCGUAAUGAAUAAAACUU
This is a messenger RNA of Epinephelus moara (kelp grouper), 10893 nucleotides long. Its product is annotated as low-density lipoprotein receptor class A domain-containing protein 4-like. The record is from RefSeq and is a predicted model, not a curated record. Gene Ontology annotation, biological process: negative regulation of transforming growth factor beta receptor signaling pathway. Gene Ontology annotation, molecular function: R-SMAD binding. Gene Ontology annotation, cellular component: Golgi membrane; early endosome membrane. The coding region runs from base 1003 to 1974 and encodes 323 amino acids. The transcript has 6 exons. Lineage: Eukaryota; Metazoa; Chordata; Actinopteri; Perciformes; Serranidae.